This is a messenger RNA of Puccinia graminis f. sp. tritici CRL 75-36-700-3, 907 nucleotides long. RefSeq lists its product as uncharacterized. Bases 116 to 907 code for a protein of 263 amino acids. Lineage: Eukaryota; Fungi; Basidiomycota; Pucciniomycetes; Pucciniales; Pucciniaceae. The transcript is spliced from 2 exons. The record is from RefSeq and is a predicted model, not a curated record.
UGCUUGGGCAUCGUAGGCUUCAACGCUGGAGCUGACUCGAUCCACUAGGAUUGUGUUUAAUAUUUUCGUUCCCUAUCGAGCUUCCGAACCGCUUUAUCUAUUACAACAAAUCGGAAUGUGUUCCAGAUUCUUGCACAUUGCACUGGUGUGCCUCAUUGUGCAAAGAACCCUUGGCAUCAAUUUCUUGAGGUUAACCCCUGAAAAUGAUAGUAUUAGGCUUGAUUUUUCAGCCAUAGAACCUCGUCAUGGGACGGUUAUUUCAAGGGACUUGGAGCCAAAGGAGUUGUACUCAGCCUUGCAAAAGGUGGAAUGUGGACCUCAAGCUGCUAAGCUUCUCAUGAAUACUGCCCAACAGAACGCUAACCAAGAGACCCGUUCGUAUAUCGUGGCUGAUAAAACCUACCAGCACACCAACGCUUGGACAAGUUUGGAUCGCGUGGAAGCCACUUAUACACCGAUCGAUUCAGAACUUGCCGAAGUACUCCACCACGCAAUCAAGAACAUACUAGCUAAAGCCGAGGAAACAGAAGAAGGAAAACAGAAACAGCUAGCUAGUGAAGAAGAAGCAGAAAAAGAGAAGCGAUUGGCGCCCGGCGUUCAAGCAAAUCCAGCCGAUGCGCUAGCCACCGGUAGUGCAGCAGAUGAGCUUUCAUCCUCAGCCCCCGUCAACCAAGCCGACGGGGCUUCAUCGUCAUCUUCAGCCGAGCAACGCCAAGACAAAGCACGUUGCUUUCCCAGCUGGCGCGCGAAGUUUUCUAACCGGCCAACCGAUAGGCCUUCAACUUCAUCUUCCGGUAUCCAAUCCGAAAACCAAUCAGCUCGUUCCACAGAGAAAAAGUGGCUUCGAAUAGUUAAGAUAUUAGGAGAUUUCUCGGAAGUGCUAUCAAGCCUCUCCUUUUUAUCUUAG